Molecule: messenger RNA, 1890 nt
Organism: Alternaria conjuncta
Lineage: Eukaryota; Fungi; Ascomycota; Dothideomycetes; Pleosporales; Pleosporaceae
Exons: 2
Coding region: 1-1890 (629 amino acids)
Biological process (GO): transmembrane transport
Cellular component (GO): membrane
Molecular function (GO): ABC-type transporter activity; ATP hydrolysis activity; ATP binding
Source: RefSeq, a predicted model, not a curated record
AUGCCACUCCAAUUCUGGAGGUCGCCCGGCCAGGGCUCCAAGGACACCGACCCACUACUCGAAGCAGCAUUUCCUCCGCGAAUGGAGGAAGAUUGCCUGAAGAUCGAUGACGAGGAUAGCGAUGAUAAUAGCGAUGGGGACGAGGACGAGGACGAGGACGUGAAAGAGACUCGUGCCGAGCGGUUGCGCCAAAGUGGAGGCUGGCUUGGCUACCUGAAAGACUUUACCAUCUUUCUGCCUUACGUCAUACCCAAACGAGACGUCAAAGUUCAGAUCUGUCUGCUUAUCUGCCUCGUUACGAUUGCGAUGCAGCGCGUCCUGCAAGUCGCCAUUCCAUACGUCCUUGGCGUGAUUGCAGACAAAGUCACGCACGGAUCGAUACCUAUCCGAGAACUCCUCAUCUUCCUUCUCUUGGACCACCUUAACAGCGAGUCGGGAUUGAUCUUCAUUCAAGAGCUGUCCAAGAUACCCAUCAAGCAGUUCUCGUACAAGCAAUUGACCAACGCUGCUUUCAGCCACGUCAUGUCGCAGUCGAUCGACUUUCACUCUACGCAAGACUCAGCCGAGGUCAUGAAGGCCGUUGAGCAGGGCGAAGCGCUGGGCAACGUACUCGAGACGGUGGUCAUCGAAAUUUUGCCAACCUUGAUCGACGUCAUCGUUGCUUGUACCAUCUUCUACCAGAAGUUCACUCCGGCGGUGGGCAUGGUCCUGCUUGGCGCAUCAAUCGCCUUCCUGGCUGCCGAAGCCUUGUCUUCACGGUUCACAACCGGCCUCCGGAGAAGAGUGACGAAGGCUGAGCGGAUCCAGAUACGGAAGAUGCACCAAGCGAUUCAAGGUUGGCAAACUGUGGCGUACUUCAACCAGUUCAAGAGGGAGGCCAGUUUACUCUCAAGUGCUGUAGGCGACCACAUGAGGGCAAGGACACGUUUCGAAGUACGAGAAGCGCUGAUCAAGGCUGUUGUUGAGCUGCUAGUACCGACUACCUUCUUCGCCCUGGCUUACCUCAUCCUCCAGCGCAUUGCUGCGGGCACGGCAUCCCCGGGAGACUUCGUCUUCUUUCUCACAUACUGGGACUCCAUCAUCUACCCGCUGAAAUUCUUGACCGAUCAUGUCCGGUGGCUGGUGCGUGACUUUGUGGACGCGGAACGAGUUCUUCACCUUCUGCAAACCCAGCCAACAGUCACCGACGCACCCGAAGCCUACCCGCUCGCGGUACAGGAUGGCGAAGUCCGAUUCGAAGACGUGUCCUUCAAGUACGACUCCAGCCGCUACGCACUUCGGGAUGUAUCGUUCACGGCGUCGCCGGGUCAGACCAUCGCUCUCGUAGGCCAAACCGGGGCCGGCAAAUCGUCGAUUCUAAAACUCCUUCUACGCCUGCACGACGUCACAUCCGGUAGCAUUACCAUCGCCAAGCAGAACAUCCGACACGUUACAUUGAGUUCACUUCGCGACGCCGUAAGCGUGGUUCCGCAGGCACCCACGUUCUUCAACACCUCAAUCAUGGAGAACGUGCGAUACGCACGCGACAGCGCGACCGACGAAGAGGUUUACGAAGCCUACAAUACGCACGUCGGCGAGCGCGGUGUCAAGCUGUCGGGUGGCGAGGCGCAAAGACUUGCGAUUGCGAGGGCGCUUCUCAAGGACGCACCGAUUGUUCUGCUGGAUGAGGCGACGAGUGCGGUAGACACAGUGACAGAGAGGCAUAUCAAGGCAGCACUCGAGAAGCUCAAAGAAGGAAGGAUUGUAAUUGUCAUCGCCCAUCGGCUGAGUACGAUUGUAGAUGCGAGCUCCAUCUUGGUGCUGCACGAGGGGAGUAUCGUGGAGAGGGGGACGCACGAAGAGUUGUGCAAGAAGAAAGGGCGGUAUUACGGGCUGUGGAAACAGUCAUGA